AUGAGUAUAAACUGGGUCACAUAUAAAGAAGGUUCUUUAAAAGAACCAUUCCUUCUUGAAAACGAAUGUAUUUUUGCUCGCUAUGAUGGAAUUGCGCUUUCUCUUAUGUGCAAUCCUCCUUCUUCGAAAUCUUGGGCCUCUACGCAAGGAUGCAUGUAUCUUACAAACCAACGAAUCAUAUACAUUACUGAAGAAGAGAAUAACACGUUUUCUGAUUUUCAAGUACCAAUCGGCAAUUUCAAAGAUACAAAGUUAAAUCAACCAUUUUUUGGUGCUAAUUACUAUUCGGGCGUAGCAACGCCAGUCAAAAAUGGCGGAAUUCCUUCUGAAGCAGAGGUCAAGCUUCAGUUUAAUGAAGGUGGAAUUUUUCAUUUUGUUGAAUGUUGGAAUCGACUAAUCCAAAGGUAUCAGGAAGUCGAUAGUGCUUCACGUGUCCAACACUUAGAUCUCUUACCUCCUUACCAUCGUCCAAGUUCUAGCCAAGAUCAACCUCCCCACUAUGAUGAAGCAACUAACCAGGUAUAA
Schizosaccharomyces osmophilus is the source of this 525-nucleotide messenger RNA. Its product is annotated as WW domain binding protein-2-like protein. The record is from RefSeq and is a predicted model, not a curated record. NCBI's taxonomy places the organism in Eukaryota, Fungi, Ascomycota, Schizosaccharomycetes, Schizosaccharomycetales, Schizosaccharomycetaceae. Gene Ontology annotation, molecular function: chromatin DNA binding; transcription coactivator activity. Gene Ontology annotation, cellular component: nucleus. Gene Ontology annotation, biological process: positive regulation of DNA-templated transcription. Bases 1 to 525 code for a protein of 174 amino acids. The transcript has 4 exons.